CAAGAAGACAGGGAACCACAACCUGUGGUCCUAUGCAGAGCUCUCUGAGAGUUUGGGCAUUUGGUAUUGGUUUAAACUUUAAAAGCCCUCAUAGUCAGACUUUCCAAAUGAACUCGGAGACGGUCCACUUGAUGCGAUGCCUGCGGCAGGCCCAUAAGGUGAUUGGGAAGGCCAGUGAAAUCCUUGCAGGUGUCAGCCAGCAAUCCGUCUGCAGGGAGGUGCUGCUCUCUGGCCCAGGGACUGCCUAUAUUCUGGGUUUGUCUGAGGUAUACCGGGUUUCCAAGCGCUUGGAAAGUGGGAUGAAGGCACGGAAACUGGCAAGUGAACUGCUGGAGCACACUUUGCACGAAGUGGACUUGGCCUGGAAUAAUCUGUUGUCCUUUCUGACGUUUGGCCCUUCCUUAUUCCAAAGGCUGGAUUUCCAGAUUGUGGAGUCAUUUGUCGGAAGCGAUCCUCUCCUCUUGGCUCCUUCCCAUCUGGUUCCCAGCCCACUCUGCGGGGUUUGCCUGACGGAGGUAAAGUGGGAGCCUGAGGUACGUCUUCCUCUGUUGAAAGCUGGACUGUGCAACUUUUCCAUGAAAGCAACACAACAGAUUGCAAGAGAAAUAACACAGUUCAAACUGGGUUGGGCAACAUUUUGCCACCACUGGGCCCUCCAAGAGGACUGCCCCCUUUCUUUUAACCCCAAAGGAGUCAAUUGCCCUCCAGGAAGCCUCCAGGAGCAUCAGUUCACCCUUGAACAAGAUUGUGGCCCCCACAGACUUUUAACCAUUUUGUUCAAAAUCUCUUUUUCAAAAAUAGAUCUAUUGUUCCCCCUGUUUUUAAGGCAGGGGGGCAUUUACCGCACCUCCUAGAGAUGCCAGGGGUGAUGCCUGGGGUCUUCUGCAGGCAUAAGAGUCAUGCCGUCCUUGUGCUGCCACCUUCUUUCUAAUGCCUGGUUUUCCCUGGCCAUCUCCCAUCCGAGUCUUAAGCUUCCUUUCUGCCCUCAGGCCACAUUAGGGACCCAUACAGAUGGUACCAUCUUGGCCGGCCCUCCAGACCCACCACAGCCUCCCAGAUUCUGCCAAACCUUAUUGUGACUGGGGGUUCUUUUCUCCAGAAAAAAAGUCUAGAAAGGCCAUGAGAAAGCCUGGGUUGGCCAAGCCUUUUUGGGACUGGAGUCAAGUGGUUGCCUCAGUCUGUUCCGCACGCCUGCAAAACGGACGUUAUUGCUUAUCACUGACAAGGCAUGUGCGCUGCGAUGUAUUGCUUUCCAUUUCCUCUCCCUUUUUUCUUUGCCUUGCCAGGUACAUUCUGGGAACGCUAAUCCUGUUAGUUAUCAGGGGAGCUCUUUCCAUGCCAGCUGUGCCAAUUUCUGGCUGAACUGUGUGGAUGCCACUCUGCCAAAAGAGACAGGACCCCUUUUCUCCUCCGAGUUCCU
This is a messenger RNA of Sceloporus undulatus (fence lizard), 1420 nucleotides long. Its product is annotated as synergin gamma-like. Lineage: Eukaryota; Metazoa; Chordata; Lepidosauria; Squamata; Phrynosomatidae. The transcript has 5 exons. The coding region runs from base 33 to 854 and encodes 273 amino acids. Gene Ontology annotation, cellular component: clathrin coat of trans-Golgi network vesicle. The record is from RefSeq and is a predicted model, not a curated record.